Messenger RNA from Carica papaya (papaya), 1817 nucleotides. Its product is annotated as dolichyl-diphosphooligosaccharide--protein glycosyltransferase 48 kDa subunit-like. Gene Ontology annotation, cellular component: endoplasmic reticulum membrane; oligosaccharyltransferase complex. The record is from RefSeq and is a predicted model, not a curated record. Lineage: Eukaryota; Viridiplantae; Streptophyta; Magnoliopsida; Brassicales; Caricaceae.
UUCGGUUAGCUCUCGAGUCCCAAAGACGAAACGGUGAAGAAAAAUCGUCGUGAUUGAGUCACUCGUCGGCUUCUCUUGAACGCCUCGCGGCUCUCGCUCCCGUGAAAAAUACAGAAGCUCUCGUUUUCUCCCUCAAAAGUGAAGCUCUAGGGAGGUAGAGAAUGGAAAUGGGAAAGUUAAAUGUGUUCUUCGCGGCAAUCUGUCUCCUCCCCGUUGUCUGCAUCUCCUUUUCCCCAGAGAACCCCACAGAUCGCCGGAUCUUGGUUCUCCUGGACGAUUUCUCUAUCAAGUCGUCACACUCCAUUUUCUUCAACUCCCUCAAAUCUCGCGGGUUUGACCUUGACUUUAUGCUCGCUGAUGAUUCCAAGCUCGCUCUCCAACGAUACGGCCACUACCUCUACGAUGGAUUGAUCCUCUUCUCUCCCUCCACAGAGCGAUUUGGAGGAUCAUUGGAUUUGGCAGCCGUUAUUGACUUCGUUGACUCAGGUCGUGAUUUGAUUAUAGCGGCUGAUGCUUCUGCAUCAGAUUUGAUUCGGAACAUUGCUACGGAAUGUGGAGUUGACUUCGACGAGGAUCCGUCGUCUAUGGUUAUUGAUCAUAGAAAUUAUGCAAUUUCUGAUGUCCAAGGAGAUCAUACUCUCAUUGCUGCUGAUGAUUUUCUUCAAUCUGAUGUGAUUUUGGGAAAAACUAAAAUUGAGGCCCCUGUGCUUUUUAGAGGAAUUGGACAUUCGUUAAAUGCUGCCAAUACUUUGGUUCUGAAAGUGCUUUCAGCCUCUCCUGCAGCAUAUUCUGCUAAUCCAAGCUCUAAGUUGUCAAAUCCUCCUCAGCUGACUGGAAUUGCAAUCUCUUUAGUUUCAGUCAUGCAGGCCAGAAACAAUGCUCGGGUUAUGAUAACUGGCUCUUUAGAUCUGUUCAGUAACAGAUUGUUCAGAUCUGAUGUCCAGAAAUCUGGAAGUCCAAAAAAAUAUGAGAAAUCAGGUAACCAGCAGUUUGUAACUGAAGUUAGCAAAUGGGUGUUUCAUGAAAGAGGGCAUCUAAAGGCUGUUAAUCUUAGGCACAAUAAAGUUGGAGAAACAGACGAGGCUGCAAUUUACAGAAUCAAAGAUGACUUGGAAUUUGCUGUUGAGAUCUAUGAGUGGUCUGGGAAGAGUUGGGAACCGUAUGUGGCUGAUGAUGUUCAGGUCCAGUUCUAUAUGAUGAGUCCUUAUGUUCUGAAGAUGCUAUCAACUGAUCAGAAGGGUCUUUACUAUACAACAUUCAAGGUGCCUGAUGUUUAUGGCGUUUUCCAGUUUAAGGUUGAGUAUGAAAAGCUUGGGUACACUACUUUAUCUUUUUCAAAACAGGCUCCAGUACGACCCUUCAAGCACAAUGAAUAUGAGAGAUUUAUAACCACGGCUUUCCCUUAUUAUGGAGCUUCUUUUACCACAAUGGCCGGUUUCUUCAUCUUCAGCAUACUCUUCCUGUACAACAAGUAAAGCCAGUCAGGAGGUUUUCUGAUUUGACAUAGUUCAGGAUAUGUCUUUCUGGAGAUUAGAGGGAAUUUUUGGCAUCUCUCCUCUGAAAUACUUGAAAUAUAUGGUAGGGCAUAAACUAGUCUUCUAAGAUACAUUUAUCAUACUAUAUUUACUGUUCUCAUUUAGUGGUAUUUAGUGCAUAACUGUCUUAUUGAUGCUAAGAAAUCAAGUGUUGGAAAGAAAUAGAAUCGGCAAUCUAGGUCUUGUUUAGUCUUAACAAUGAGAAACGUAAUGUUUCUGUUCUUUUGAGAACGAGACAUAAUGUUUAUUUGAUAAAACCACGGGCUUGCAGUUUCAUUGGUC